AUGGAUGCUGAGCUUGAGGCUUCCGAUGCGAGUUGCCUGCUUGAGUUUCGCCAGGGUGUUUAUGGAUCGAUGUCGAUACUCGCGAGCCGUAGUCCUACGAUAGUCGCAACAUCUGAACAGGCCUUUCAGGUGUUACUCGUUCGUUGCUUUGUCGAAGAAGAAUAUCGAACGGGUGCAGGAGCGCAUGCUCUUAAGGCAUUCACCUCUUUAGCUGGUGCAUACGCGGUGGGGUCCACCCUUGAAGUACGGGUUAAAGUGAUUCAAGAGCUUGUUGCAAUACUCAAGAGCUCCAAGCUCUAUGACUCCGGCAAGAACUACGCACGCGUGAGACGUGCUGUAGCCACAUGGUGCGCUGAACUAUUGAUCGCUUCCGUUCCGGAACAAUAUGACGUUGCUUUGCGUCUCUCCGUGAUGCGGCUGGAUGCGCUUGAUGAUGAAGAUACCCGGCGCUCGAUCAACAAAGCUCUGUUCUCCGGGCCAUUACCAUCCGCAGCUGCUCUCGUGCAAACUCUUCGAGCAACAUUUAUACAAAAAGACCUCAAGACGAGCAUGCAUGAUCGUGCAGCCGAAAGUUGCGUCCGAUUUUGCGUUGAAGUUUUGAAAGCCUCUCAAGACAGCAGCUCCCAGAUUGAGCGGAGCUGUGUCGUGGAGUACAUCACGCACACGCUUUUCGGGCGAUCAGAGCAAAGCAAUUCUGCUGCCGUUCGAUCUUCGUUGAUAUUCGAGACAGCGGCAACUGCGCUUAUGGAAUUAUGUGAAUUUGACGCAAAGAGUGUAAGCGCCGUGCUAUCCAACUAUGCGAAUGAUUUGUUUGAUGUCGUUGAUGUCAGUCAAGAUCGCAUGUUUCGAACGAACAUAGCUGCAAUUGUGGCGCACACCAUCAGAGCUGAAGCACUCACAGUCAGCCAGAUUGUGUCAGAAUUUAUUGUAGUUGGCAUGGCCAGGCUGGAUCGAUGCAGUCUCGAGAAUCAGCUGCUCGGGGUUGUUUACAUUCUUAGUGGUGUACUAAGCUGUAUUGAUUCUGACACCAUGGUAAACACUGCAUCUGAAGACGAGCUACAACUAUUUUUGUGGUGUUUUCGGAAGAUGGUUGAUCUUUUCCACUGCAAGGUGAAAGAAGGCUCCAUUUUUGCACUGCAUCCGACAAGCGAUCUUGCUCAGAAUGAGCAUAUGGCGAUCUUGCGAAGUUUAAUGGAUGGCGUCGGUCUCAGUGGUACGCUGAAGAGUCUUAUGCGGAGCUCUUUGAGUGCUGAGUGGAGUUUGUUAAAGGCCAAGGUGCUUCAAGAUUUGGGGACAGUUAUCGGAUGGAAGCCGGAUGGUGCUUACUUGGAUGACCGGGUGGCCCCAAAGUUAGUUGCAGUAAAGAAGAUCGCAAUUGAGAACGUAGGCCGAGUCGUAUCAGGCCUACCCGGCAUGAUGUCUGCGGAUUUAUCAAGUGGUGUUGAAGCCGUCUUGGAUGCUCUAUUCGACCUUGACGUAGAGACUGAUGUCGAGUUGCAGUUCGAUGUAGGAGAAGUGCUUGUGGCACUUGGAACCCAUGAUUUCGAAGAGACUUUCGCAGUGGACCGUCAGGCCAAAUACGACGUUUUUGCAGCGAAUCGCGCUGCUACGAUUUUUGAGCGAGUCGUAAACGAGCAUGCCGAAUCUCGGCAGCCAAAAAAGCGUCGUAUUGCCGCAGUAUGGCUUCUGUGUAUGUGUGCGGCAGGCCUGACAACAUCGUCGCGGAACGAUGGACGUACGGUAGCGUAUGCUACAUCGUGGGCGGGUGUAUUUCGCUCUCCUGCCUAUUCACGAUCCAUUCUAAGCGUGCAUGAGUUUUUCGUGACGAUGCUUAACGACGCAAACGAAGUAGCGAAAGAAUGUGCAGUGAAAGGACUAGCUUACCUGCGACUGCAUUCGCCGACUGACGAAAUGGGAGCGCACUUUAGCGAGAGCUUAUUCCGGCGAUUACGAUGCUUCCGGGCGUUUGUGAGUUCAAGUGACGUCGUUGAUGACGCUGACGACGGUGGGCAAGCUGUAGAUCAUAGCAGAGAAGAUGGUAGGUCCACUGCGGCUAUACUUUCGUCCUCAUCGGGUUCGGUUAUUGAAAAUGCAGCAUACCGAGAGGUCAGCAACGUUGCAGCAGAUGUCGGCGACCCGGAGCUAAUGUACGCGCUUUUGUACUUGAGUACGAAAGACCCGAUUUGGGAGUCGAUCGCAACGUCAAAUGCAUCAAGACCAAUGUUGAGACCAGGCAUGUUCUCUUUCGUCACUACUGACGAGAAAUUCCGUACGUCAGUCAUUGCGAAAGCUGGUACUCAGUGGAUGGCUGAAGAUUACUCCAGCAAAACAAAACUCGCUCCGUGGUUGUUUCUGCUGAAGUUCCAUCCACACAGCAAGGUAGCAGCGGUCAUGAGCAACUUAUGGGAAUUCGUAAAGGGAAACUCUGCCACUAUAGCAACAGCAACGGGCGAAAAGGCGCUGCUUCGACAGCAUUGGCCCCUUUUCUUUCAGUUCACUUUGGCUCGACUUGAGAAUGAUCGGAAUUUCAAGUAUCGCGUAGCUGCUUGUCUUGCCCUCGUUGAUUUGCUGAACGGAGCCGAAGCCGACGAUGUGAGGGAAAGCUUUUUACGGCUGUGGAUUUGCGCAUCGCGUGCGGUAGAUGAUGUGGUGGAGGCAGUCGCUGUUGCAGGUGUGAAGCUUUACCGAUAUCUAGGUGAGGUGAGUUUGCGCAUUGCUUUGAGGGAUACAGCGUGUAGCUCUCUACUCGUCAAGUUUUUGGUUGAGAAUGGGAUUGUGAGUAAAAGCAGUGUUUGUCGCGCGCUGAGCAUCGAUAUAUUGAUACGCCUGGUAAAGACACUGAAGGCGCACGACAUUCAGGACCGCCUCGCGCCGCUUUUGCUGAAACUGCUCGAAUACUUGUCUUCGUUGGAAAUGCCAGAGCUGCAGUACGCUCAAUUUCACGUGGAAAAGAAAGAUCAGCUGGAGCGUCUACGCGUUUCGAUUAGCCAGGCAGGACCUGUUGGUCAACUGCUGGACUUGGCAACAGUACGGCUGAAAGAGCUUGCUGGAAGUACUGAUUGUGUCACUGUCGUCGGCGAACUCGCUCGUGGUGUAGCCAACCUGUUGAAGUUUGGUGUUGGACUGAACACACGAGUAGGUACCGCCAAUUUUGUUAUCACACUUGCGGGCGAGCUUCCCUUCGAGCUUCGCAAAUGUAAUGGAGCCGAACUGUUGUUGCGCCGUGUAUUGAUUCCAUAUGUCGGCAUGAAGACAGCAGGUGAGAAUGAUCAGUAUGGGGAUGAAGAGAGUCGAUACGGUGGAACAAGCGGUAUCGACGGAGGUGAUUCCAGUCUGGCCGCGACAUCAGGGUUGGCCGAUGGACUAGUUAUUCAGAGCUACUGUCGAGCUGCUGCUUACUUAUGUCCACUCGUAGAUGCUGGUACAGUUCGUGACUACGUCCGGCGUGGUAUAUUUGCGUGUAGCACACUCGGUCAGUCGAGCAGUAAUAUCUCCAGCUCUUCUGCUUUCCCACUUCGGGAUGAUGUAGAAAUGGAAGCUGAUGAGACGGAGAACGUGCGGUUGAAAUCGCACCAGGUAUUCACCAGCCGAUUUUUGCUGAUUAGUGCUCUCGCAAUGACGGAGCUCGUGAAGAAGGUGCCACCAAUCGCGGAUACAGGCACAGUGGUUAUUGAUGAUAUGCGUAACACUUGGUACUGCACGCACGUCUUCCCCGCUGCUUUUAUCGGCCAGUUUGCUGCAGCAAACGCUUUGAAGAGCUCAUGGAAGACUGUGCUAGAUGAGUUACCACCUACGGUGCUUUACGCAUCACGAUCGUUGGAUGCUGUACUUCAAGCGAUUGCGCUACUGUUGGCACAUCCAGCCUGGGACACCCGACGACAAGCUGCUCGGGCUUUGCAAGCGAUUUUCGCAAGCGCCACGUACUGUUCCAAACUGUCUGUCGAGCAAGUUGAACGCAUUUGGUGCAAGCUAAUUGACGCUGUGCCGGGUCGUCUCUGGAGAGGCAAGGGUGUCAUAUUGGCGUCCAUCGUCUCUCUGGCGGCUUUCAAGAUGGAAACCAGGGCCACCGAUAUGGAUGAAGAAUGGACUAACAAGCUGUCGCUGCUUCUUGCUGAGGAAUGUGCCCGUGCGUGGAAGAACCAGGAUUUGGCGUACCUUGAGAGUGCAAUUAUAAAUCUCGGAAGGCUUUCCGCGUUGCUACCAGCUGAACAGAGCGAUUUGCGUCGUUUGAAUGUUUGCUCUCUGAGAAGUAUGCUUGCUGAAUGGAUGACGGGGAACGCGAUGGAAUCGUCUGAGUCUUCCUGGCCAGCUCUCCCACCGCUGCUCAUUAAGUGCGUGUUUGAAGCACUUUCACUGAUGUGGCCUCCCUUGGCAGCUGCACAAGGAACAGCAGGUAUAAAGGAUGUCGAGAUAAGUGCGGAGACCCUGCUCUGGCUUUGUGCAAGCGUGGAGUCGCCGCAUUUGGCCGCUUGGAGCGUCCGCAGAGCCAUUUUCCAGACGUUGGCUGCAGUUGCAGACCGUGCACCUCUAAAGGCACUCGCUGGCAGCAAUGGUGUUGUGGAACGCAUGGUUGACAGCUGUUGCGGGUCGUUUGGUGUGGCUGACGGGAAGUACUCGAUGGUUCGUGUAGCCGCAGCUGGAGCUCUUGUACCGCUGCUAAAACGCGCAGCGAACACUUCGAAUCUGGCGUUGAGACUCGUCGUCCAGCGCGAGCGGAUGGCGGCAGCUGUGCAGACGCUGUCGGCUAGUGAGGAAGCGUCGGAACAACAGGCCGCUUUCAACCUGAAGUCUCAAUUAUCGCUAAUGCCUUGA
Messenger RNA from Peronospora matthiolae, 4812 nucleotides. NCBI's taxonomy places the organism in Eukaryota, Oomycota, Peronosporomycetes, Peronosporales, Peronosporaceae. The record is from the annotation of a GenBank genome assembly.